GCGUUGACAGUUCUGCAUUCAUGUAAUCAUCGUUGUGCAUAUGCGGUUAUUCGCCCUCUCCGAAAGGUUCUAGUAAAUUAUGAUGAUUUAUAAACUUUGUUAGAACCGUGAAUGUGAAUCAUGUACAAAUUGUGCCAAACAAGCUGGCGCAGAACUCAGAGCUGCUCUGCCGGAUUCAACCUGCUCUGUGAUGUGCUGAAGCACACCGUACGUGUUACGCCGGCAGUACGACUCGCCAGUGACAAUGGCCACACAUUUGACGCUAUGCUUGCUAAACGACGAGCUGAAGCUCGUCGAAGUAUUCUGGUUCAGGUUAGUUCGGAACGAUCUUCCACGGAGCUGUCAGCCUAUUGUGCACAGUUUGGUACGAUAGUCAGUUCUCACCACUAUCGUGUCGGUGGGACCCCGUCAGGCUCCGGAGAGGAUGAAACCGAUUGUCACUACAUUCUGGUGGAGUUUAAUGCUCCUGAGGAAGCGGAGACCGCUAUGCAAUCAGCAGUGUUUAACGAGGAACGGCCGGGAGUCCGGGCAAGAUCGAUUUUUCUGUGGUUUAGAGCUGGGCCUAAACCUCAACUUGCUGCAAAAAAGACUCAUUCGAAAUCGGAAGUCAAUAGGGCAAAACUUUCCACCGUAGACGGAUCGCGUUCCAUAAAGGACAUGGAACUAAAAGACCUGCUUUUAUCAGCAGAAAGUAUUAGGGAUCAGAUAAAAGUUCUCUAUGAAGCAACUUGCUUGAAUGAUUUGGGGAAAAGAUUACGAUUCUUAGCCGUCCGACAGAUGGAGUCAUCGUUACAGGGGAUUUUUCCACAGGCAGUUGCCUAUCCAUUCGGAUCGUCGGUCAAUGGUUACGGGAAAAUGGGCUGUGAUUUGGACUUAGUUUUAGAUCUGGAUUCAGAAGCAGGUUCGCAACAGAAUCGAGACUCUCGACUGGUUUAUCACACAAAAGCAUCCAAUAUAAACGAACGUUCCCAGAUCCAACGUCAGCUGGAAGCCAUCGGAGAUGUGCUUCAGCUGUUCCUGCCCGGGGUGAACAGUGUCCGUAGGAUACUGAAAGCGAGAGUUCCCAUUAUUAAGUAUCACCAUGAGCAUCUAGAUCUGGAGAUUGAUCUAACGAUGAACAACAUGACGGGUGUUCACAUGUCAGAACUGCUCUAUCUCUUCGCGCAAAUCGAUCCACGCGUUCAGCCUCUAACCUGUUGUGUGCGAAAAUGGGCCCAAUCAGUUGGUUUAACUAAUCAAGCACCGGGCUAUUGGAUCACCAAUUUCUCCCUGACCAUGCUGGUGAUGUACUUCCUACAACAGCUGUCCGAUCCUAUUCUACCUGCCAUCAAUAAAUUAACCCAGAGUGCAACCAAAGCCGACCUCCGAAUAACUGCCAACCACGUGAGCUGUUCGUUUCUUCGCGACGUUAGCAGAUUAGAUUUUAAAACAAAGAACACGGCUAAGCUGGACGAAUUGCUGUUGCAGUUUUUCGACUUUUAUGCUAGUUUUGAUUUCAGUCAGCGAGCCAUAAGUCUAAACCUCGGUUCAUCCAUUCUUAAGCCGGAUCAUAGCCCAAUGUACAUCGUAAACCCACUGGAGACAACUUUGAACGUGAGUAAAAACAUCAAUCUUGAAGAAACGGAACUGUUUCGGAUCCAGGUUAGGAAUGCUUUGUGGCUGCUGGACACACAUGACCGGUCUACCCGAACCAGUGGCGAUGACUGGGGUUUGGUCAGCUUGUUUGGCAAUAAAACGACCAAGGAUCGCAUUACUCCGCAGAUGUUUUUCACCAAGCGGCUAGUGGAUGUAAAGGACAUUUUUGAGGACGCUGCAGCCGAUACUGGAGUUGAUAACAGGAACCGCACCGUGAAGCAGCAGGUGGCAAGUAUACAGAAAGCGACCCGGGAGCAGAUUAGUAAGCUUGCGAAACAGUCCGAUAGUGGGCUGGCUAACAACGGUGGUUCCACUAGUAGCGGUAAUGGCAUCAAGCUGAAACGGAAGGCGAAAAGACGGUGAUAAAGGGACGUUAUAGAAUUAUAAUUCAGAGUCGAGUUCUAAACUUCUAAACCUUACACUAGAUUUGCUUCAGUGAGAUAUCACUUUUUAUAUUCUUUCUUUCCAAUCAAAAUUUGACCUAGUAAUUGUAAAAGCAAUCUCUUCAAAACUAAUCGUUCGCCAUGUAAGUUAAUUUGUCAUCCGCAUCAAAUGAAACCGAGGCCAAACGUU
Molecule: messenger RNA, 2208 nt
Organism: Wyeomyia smithii (pitcher-plant mosquito)
Lineage: Eukaryota; Metazoa; Arthropoda; Insecta; Diptera; Culicidae
Gene: MTPAP
Product: poly(A) RNA polymerase, mitochondrial
Exons: 2
Coding region: 121-1998 (625 amino acids)
Biological process (GO): mitochondrial mRNA polyadenylation
Molecular function (GO): poly(A) RNA polymerase activity
Source: RefSeq, a predicted model, not a curated record